AUGAUGAAUGGUGAGGUUGUUGGCUCAGGGUUUGGUGGAGUUUCCGUUAAUUUUGUCGAGCUUGCGGAAGUUAUAGUCGGGUUUGAAGUUGAUAUAGGUCUAGUCGGACCUGAAAAAUUUGUAACUGGUUCUGAAAAACCUGAAACUUUCGUAGCAGUCCUGGUCGGAACUGACGUUGUCGUGAUUUCCUCUGACGGUUUAGUAGUUUCAACAGACGUGGAUUUCGUUUUUGUAGCAGGCUCUGAAGACUUUGUAAUGUCAGUAAUAGGCUCAAUUGUUCUUGAAGUUCUUGUCGCAGGCUCAGAGGGACUUGGCGUUUCUGUAACAGUUGGUCCAGAUGUUCUCGUGGAAAAUUCUGUGAAAGACACAAUUGUUACUGGGGUUCUUGUAGCACGUUCAGGAGUACCUGGCGUUUCUGUGACAGUCCCUGUUGGUUCUAGCGUCCAUGAAGCAGAUGUUGAGAGCUUUGGAGUUUCUGUGAAAGUCGUUGUUGCUUCUGGCGUUUUUGAAGCAGAUGUUGAGUGUGCUGGAGUUCUUGUGACAGUCGUGGUUGGUCCAAACGUUCCUGAGGGAAUCUCUGACGGUCCAAAUUUUUAUGCAAGGCACAUGUUAUUGGAGUUAGCAUGUAAAGAGGUACCUGGCGUUUUCGUGACAGUUGUUGUUGAUUCUGGCGUUUUUGAAACAACAGUUGUAGUUUUUGGAUUCUCUGUGAAAGUCGUUGUUUCUUUUGGCGUAUUUGAGGCAAAUGAUGAGAUUUCCGGAGUUUCUGUGAUAGACGUGGUUGGCCCAAACGUUUCCGAGGGAAUCUCUGACGGUCCUGAAAUUUUUAUGCAAGGCACAGUUGUUGUUGGAGUUAGCAUGUACAGAGGUACCCGGCGUUUUCGUGACAGUCGUUGUUGAUU
Molecule: messenger RNA, 902 nt
Organism: Strongylus vulgaris
Lineage: Eukaryota; Metazoa; Nematoda; Chromadorea; Rhabditida; Strongylidae
Source: the annotation of a GenBank genome assembly